UGGAUUCUCAGCUUGAGGUUCCCUUUCUCAAGUGAACACCAAGCUGGGUCGUCUUCUUUCUUCUUUUUUUCUCUUCCAUUAAUUAUGCAGGCUUUCAGUCCUUAUUCUCCGGUGCCGGCUUUCCGUACCUUCCACCACCGACGUUCCUUUCCCCGCCUUCUGCCGGUCCACUUCUUCACCGUCCAAUGUGUCCAUGGACCUGAAUCUUUCAGUGCUCAGAAUGGCGUUGGUCUCUCCCGAGCUGAUUGGCAAAGCUCCUGCGCCAUCCUCGCUAGCAACGUUGUUUCUCAGCAACAAUCUGGAGAUUUAUCUGCUGGAGGAGGCGGUGCCGGCCAUGUUGCAUCGGUCAAUGGCCACAAGACGAAUGUUGAGAAUCUUAAUCUGGUUCGGAUUGGGAAAAUUUCAGAUGCUUAUAAUAUAACCAAGUUGCAACCUAAGCCGCUCACGAUUACUGACUUCUCUCCGGCUCCGAUGCACGGCGAGAAGCUCCGUGUGGCGUACCAAGGCGUUCCGGGAGCCUAUUCUGAAGCUGCUGCCGGAAAGGCGUAUCCUAAUUGCGAUGCCAUUCCCUGCGAUCAAUUCGAGGUGGCUUUUCAAGCGGUGGAGCUAUGGAUCGCCGAUCGAGCGGUUUUACCGGUUGAAAACUCUCUCGGCGGUUCGAUCCAUAGGAAUUAUGAUCUCCUGCUCCGCCAUCGGCUUCACAUAGUCGGCGAGGUUCAAUUACCGGUUCACCACUGCCUUCUCGCCCUUCCAGGAGUCCGAAAAGAGUACUUGAAUCGAGUGAUUUCGCAUCCCCAAGCCCUAGCGCAGUGCGAACUCACUUUGACGAAGUUAGGGCUCAAUGUCACUCGUGAGGCUGUCGACGAUACCGCCGGCGCGGCGGAGUACAUUGCGGCGAACAACCUCCUCGAUACAGCGGCGAUAGCGAGCGCACGCGCCGCCGAACUGUACGGCCUCCAGGUCAUAGCAGACGGGAUUCAGGACGAUUCGAAUAACGUGACCCGAUUUGUUAUGUUAGCCCGAGAUCCGAUUAUUCCCCGUACAGAUCGACCGUUCAAAACCAGCAUCGUGUUCGCUCACGAUAAAGGAACAUCCGCGCUAUUCAAGGUACUCUCCGCUUUCGCCUUCCGCAACAUCAGCUUGACGAAGAUCGAAUCCAGGCCGCACAGAAAUUGCCCUAUUCGCCUGGUCGACGACGCCAACGUCGGAACAGCGAAGCACUUCGAGUACAUGUUCUACGUCGAUUUCGAAGCCUCCAUGGCCGAAACUAGGGCACAAAACGCUCUAGCAGAAGUCCAGGAGUUCACAUCCUUCCUCCGAGUCUUGGGAAGCUAUCCAAUGGACAUGACUCCUUGGUCCCCUUCCGGCAGAGACUAGCACAAUCACACAUCGGCGAUCGAGAUUUUCCAUUGAAGAACGUCUGGUGAGGAAAAAAAUUCCCAAAAUCACCCUUCUAUUUUCUGUUCCUUUUCCAUAUUUUCGUUUCACUGUGAGCCGUCGUAGAGGUGGUAAAAAAGUCACGGCGGCAGCGAUUGGUAGCGCAAGGCGGCGACGGCGGGUCACGAGAGGUUGGUAAAUGUAAAAAAAAUAUAUAAUAUAUUCAAUGUAUGUAUGUAUGUAUGUCAUGUGGCUGGAAUGAUUAAACGACGUUCAUGGCAGCGUUUCAUCCGUACGGUUGUAAGGUUCCCAAAUUCUGGAUCAUGUUAUUUUGUGGCUUGUUAUUA
Messenger RNA from Cucurbita moschata (crookneck pumpkin), 1724 nucleotides. RefSeq names its product arogenate dehydratase/prephenate dehydratase 6, chloroplastic-like. The transcript has a single exon. The record is from RefSeq and is a predicted model, not a curated record. Gene Ontology annotation, molecular function: prephenate dehydratase activity; arogenate dehydratase activity. Lineage: Eukaryota; Viridiplantae; Streptophyta; Magnoliopsida; Cucurbitales; Cucurbitaceae. Gene Ontology annotation, biological process: L-phenylalanine biosynthetic process. Bases 85 to 1377 code for a protein of 430 amino acids. Gene Ontology annotation, cellular component: chloroplast; cytoplasm.